AUGGUUUCGAGAACCACGCGAGCUGCUACUGCAGCAGCAAGAAGGGCGGCUGCACGCAUGCGUGCGGCCGCGGAAAUUGCCUCUCACACCUCAGCAGCAGGCGAUUCGUCGCCUGUUGUCGUGAAUAGUCCACGUGGUGAGUCACCACGUGCAACAGGUACAUCCGUUGCGUCUGCAGCGGGUACCACGAGUCGUAACCAAAAUGAGUCUGAUAUAGAGCUCAUCUAUUCUGGCGAGUCAGAUGAUGCAUCCGACUCGAAGGCGACUUCUCACGCCUCCGUAUCACCCGGGGCGGACACUGCAAGAUCCAGGAUGACUGGCUCUGGUCAGCGCGGCAGCAUCAUGACCGAGAUCUUCGGAUCGAGUGAUUACUCCGAUGAAUUUCCGCCUCACGCAAGUUCAUCCAACUAUAGGACGCGCGGGGAUGGUGGUGAUGCCUCUGAGCUUCACCACGGGCGAAGUAACUCGAGGGAUCGGGGUGUCACUGGUGUCAGCGCUCGUGCUGACACCAAUCAAGAGGCAAGGGACCGAAAUGUCCUGCGCCACGCUCCUCAAGUGGAGUCUCCUUGGAUGCCGUCAUCCAAGAAGUUGGAUCGGUUCGCCGACGUGACUACCGAACGGGAUCGAAUCCCGUUGUUCGAUUGCAGGAAGAUUUGCCCACCUAACUCCAGCACGGAAACUAUCCGUGCUGAGAAAGAGUUCUUCACCGAUGUGUACUUAAACAUCGGUGAUACAAUGGUAGCCGUGUUCGAGACGGCAAAGCCUUGGUGCAAGGAUGGAAUGCCCUCAUCCACAACAUCGAGUGCAUUGGCCGUGAGGCCUGGCUCGCCAAACUUGAUGCAGCCCGCAUCAGGUUUGAGAAACGCAACCCAGUCGGAGCGCGAUACAAGUUGCACCGGCUUUCAAGAGAGGCAGGAUUACUCUGUCUCUCCUGGGGUGAUUCGUGUCCAGGUUGCCUAG
Peronospora matthiolae is the source of this 960-nucleotide messenger RNA. NCBI's taxonomy places the organism in Eukaryota, Oomycota, Peronosporomycetes, Peronosporales, Peronosporaceae. The record is from the annotation of a GenBank genome assembly.